Messenger RNA from Lepidothrix coronata (blue-crowned manakin), 2941 nucleotides. RefSeq names its product elongation factor for RNA polymerase II 2 (gene ELL2). Gene Ontology annotation, molecular function: cis-regulatory region sequence-specific DNA binding. The transcript has 16 exons. The record is from RefSeq and is a predicted model, not a curated record. Gene Ontology annotation, cellular component: transcription elongation factor complex. Bases 1 to 2628 code for a protein of 875 amino acids. Gene Ontology annotation, biological process: snRNA transcription by RNA polymerase II; transcription elongation by RNA polymerase II; positive regulation of transcription elongation by RNA polymerase II. NCBI's taxonomy places the organism in Eukaryota, Metazoa, Chordata, Aves, Passeriformes, Pipridae.
AUGAACUUGCUGUGCUUUAUUGGCAGAGCCAGGACUGCAUUAUGGCCAGCGCUCUCAGCUCAGCGUUACUGGCGUCUGCGCCUCCUGCCACGGGAGAGACGCCGGCGAUAUCGGCGGGAUCCAGCCCGACGUCUCUUCCGCAUGCCACGGCGACGGGAGCGGCGGCGGCUCCGACUGCGGCUCCUAAAAUACAUAGCUAUAUUCUCCUAUGGGCAACACCAGAGCUAUAAGGAUGACUUCAAUGCAGAGUAUGGGAAACACCAGAAGUUGCUGGCUCAGAUGGACAAUAUGGCCAAGAAAUUCAGGACUUUGGAUGAACAACAGAAGUUUGUGACUCUGGGAUCUUCAGCAUAUCAGAGCCAGGCCCGCGUCAGGGCCGCGCUCUGGGCGCUCUGGCUCUGUAAGGCCCAGGCCCUGAGCUCGGCUCAGCGGCGUCUGCGCCUCCUGCCGCCCCGGCGGCGACGGCGGGUCCGGCGUCUCCUCCGCACGCCUCGGCGACGGGAGCGGCGCCGGCUGCGACUGCGGCUGCGGCUGCGACCCCUGCGCGACCUCCGCCGUGCCUACGGCCACGGCCGCGGCCGCCGCCGCUUACUGCCGCCGCUUACUACCGCUGCCAGCAGCAGCAGCCGCUGCCGGGGGGGGCUGGCCGCCGUCCGUCUCGCCUUCCAGUUUCCAGCUCUGCCGUCGCCGCCAACCCGCGCAUGGUCGGGGUGCGAGCGAACGCCAGCGAGCUGCCGCGCUGCCUCAGCAAGUUCCUGUGUCGCCGCCUGCUACCGCUGCCAAUGGCGGCCGCUGCCCAGCGGGGGCUGCUCGCCGCCUGCCUCGUCGACCUACAGUUUCCAGCCUCUCCGCCGCGGCGGAACCCGAGCCGGCCCGCGACCCCCCGCCUCUCUGAGUCGCCCGUCCCCGACAAGCGCCCAGCCCGUCGAACUCGUUCUCCGAUCGGAAGAGCUGCCUGACCGCCUCCCUCAGCGAUUCCGAGCCGCCCAGCCUGGAGGACUCAGACUGCCGCCAGCCGCCUCUCCAUCUCCGACAAUUGAGGGGGGAUGGGGAACCAGCCGGGGGGGUGGUCCCACGUCGACCCUGCACGAGCAGUUGGGAGCAAGAGCAGCAGAAGUGCAGUGGGAGCCCGAGUUGGCGGAGCUGUGGGACAGAGCGCAAUCCACCAUGUACUGGUGGAACAGGGCCCCAAACACCACCAGGAUGCACAUUGAGCUGAACAAGAGCUCCCAGGACUGCCAGCCAAAUGAAGUGCAUGCAUUUAACUUCCCUUUGUCAAAUGCUGGCAAAGAUAAUCCUCAGGAAAGCUUUGACUGUGUCCAGCAAACAGGCUCAACUUACGGAGCGUUGCAAUUCAAACUCCCAACUCAGGCAGAAAAGGCAUCACGAAAUCAAGGUGCAGAGGUUACUGAUGGACCUGAUGGGCCAUUUUCAGGUUUGCAGUUGAACACCAGAAAGGCAGAGUCCAGGGAGCAGCCAGCGUGGAAAGAAAGAAAAACAGAGAUCAGAAGAGUCCCACAAAGAACUCCAGAUGCUGUGCCUGAGAGGAAAAGAACAACACCCAUGAACCCUGCAAACAUCUUCCAGAGAAUUUACAGUGGAGUUUCUGACCGACCAUUCAAGGACAGGGUAAUCCACUUGUUGGCUCUGAAGAAUUACAAGAAGCCAGAGUUACUUAAUCACUUGCAGAGAGAUGGAGUCAUGCAAAAGGACAGGGAUUCCCUUGAAAUGAUCCUUCAGCAGGUAGCCAACCUGAAUGCAAAGGAUAAUUCCUUCAGUCUAAAGGAACAUUUAUUUAAAGACAUUCAGAAAGAUUGGCCUGGCUACACUGAAGUAGACAGACAGGUUUUGGAGAUAAGACUUUCUAGAAAAUCAGCUUCCUCUCAAAAUGCCACCAGCACCAGCCAUUUGACACCUCGGGGACCUUCUGAUACAGAUGCUCCAUCAAGAACUUCUGAGAAACGGCCUCUGGAUUCCAAUUUCACCUUCCCUGUGGUGAGCAAAAAGCAGAGGAUUGGUCGCCUGGCCAGUCGAGUCCAGCCAGCAGCCGGUGGCCUCAGUCCUGCUUCCUCAACACUGCCUCCCACAGUCCUUCCAACUUCUAACACAUCUGAAACUGUCAGCUCCAUUUUCCUCUGCACUUCUGAGGUGCAACAAAAGGAUAUGCCUCAGACUCCUUUUGAAACUCCAGUGCAUGGGGUUAAAGAAACUUUCACUGCCUCUGCAGACCCUGUGUCAUCAAGGGAACAACCAGACUACUUCUUAAAAUACACAGCUAUAGUGUCCUGUGAACAACGCCAGAGCUACAAGGAUGACUUCAAUGCAGAGUAUGGCGAAUACCAGAAUUUGUUGGCUCAGACAGACAACAUUGCCAAGAAAUUCGGGAAGUUUAAUGAACAACAGAAGUUUGUGACUCAGGGGUCCACAGAACAUCAGAUGCUUUGUUGUCAAGUCCUGACAGAGCAUCAGAAGAUACAACAGUUUAGCCCCACCUACUCUGAAUUGAAGAAGAAAUGUCAGUACCUACACAACAAGCUGUCUCACAUUAAGAGACUAAUCCAAGAAUUUGACAAACAGCAAGAGGAGUCCUGUAACCAGUCGUCUGCUUUGGCCAGGACACAUCUAUGAGCUGUGGCAUAUUUAUUUAGUUCCCCUAGGAUUCUUUAUCUUAAUAUUGAACAUUAGCUUGUUUGUUUAAAACUGAAGAUUAGCUUCUAUAGGAUUAUAUAAGUUAGUAUUGAGCAGUAGGUUGUUUAUUUAAAAAACAAUAUCCAGUUCCUUUAAUAGUAUGUAAGAUAGUAUUUCAUGUUUUCAUUAAAGAAGUUUCAGUAUUGUUAACUCCUUGUGGUGGUGGUGUUGCUUAUAUGAUAUUCAAAGCUGCUUUUUUCUGGUCCCUCUUUUUCUUCAAGGCUCAGGCUGUCCAUUGAAAGAAUUUUACCAG